AUGUGUGGUCUGGGACAAGGCAGUGGCAAUGCACAAGGAUGCUAUAGAGACUCAAACUUAACAAAAGCCCGCGUCCCUGCUGCAGUGUGGUGCACUGUAGCCGCUUGUCAACCUCAUGCCGACUUGUGUCGGUCAGGCAUAAGCCCCGCUUGCACCUCACGCCUACGGGUGCUUGCGGGCUUUGUUACGCUCAAUAGAGACUGUGACUUUUGCCAAACGUUGCCGGUGGUAGAAGCCGGAGUUUAUCCAAGAUCUCAACAGGCUACUCUAAAGUCUUCAUCAUUAUGGGCUUUAAUUCACAGUUUUAGUUUGACAGAAAACGUCAGACUGGGAAUAAACACACUCCCGCCCACGCCCCCGCCCCUCAAAAGGGGGCGUGCAAUUGCACCCCCGGGGCGGGUAAGGGUUGGAAAGGCUAGACAGGAUAGCAGGCACUUGGGUUCUUUAGCAACUUUUGCACCAAUCAUGGCCAAUAUUGAUUGGACAGUUAUAAAUUUGCCAGGGAAACACCUCAAGCUACCGCGACUUUGCAUCAAGACGGUUGUCACCUUUGGCAACCAAAAAUGUCUCACAAGGAGUCCCCUGCAGCAGAAAUCUCUCACUCUUCAAUAUAAAAGGAGUGCCUCUCUCCACCAGGAUUCUCUUUUCCCCCAUCAACCUGCUGAGUACAAUGAGAGGGGCAGGUCUUUCAAACCACCUGAGUCCUACAGCGUAGCGUGGCGGCCCACUGUUGAUGCAACCAACCCCUGGCUACUCCCAGGUUUACACCACACCCAUGUGGUUGUCAGGCUGGAGUAG
This is a messenger RNA of Puccinia graminis f. sp. tritici CRL 75-36-700-3, 798 nucleotides long. RefSeq lists its product as uncharacterized. Lineage: Eukaryota; Fungi; Basidiomycota; Pucciniomycetes; Pucciniales; Pucciniaceae. Gene Ontology annotation, molecular function: DNA helicase activity. The record is from RefSeq and is a predicted model, not a curated record. Gene Ontology annotation, biological process: telomere maintenance; DNA repair. Bases 1 to 798 code for a protein of 265 amino acids. The transcript is spliced from 9 exons.